AUGUCACGGGUAGCUUUCCUCCGUCCCUUCAGGGCCCCGCUUGUGCGCAAGCACCCUGUAGCUAGCUUCGGCCCAUUCAGAAACUUUUCAUCCGACCCUUCCUACUUGGGAGAUGCUCUUUCUACAGAUGGUUCCAUAGAAACAGUUCCUUUGGCAUACGAUACACAUCUUGCUGAUUCGGAGGCUGGGUCUAAAAAGUCCCCAAUCUUAAUCUUGCACGGACUUUUCGGUUCCAAGACUAAUUCCAGAACAGUGGCAAAAGAAUUGGCAUCCAAGCUCGACAGAAAUGUGUUCUGCCUUGAUUUGAGGAAUUUCGGACAAUCACCCCACAACCAGAGACUUGACUACCCAGCAUUAUCAGCAGAUGUCGAACGAUUCAUCAUAGAGUCCGACUUCGCUCAAAAACCAAUUUUGAUAGGGCAUUCCAUGGGUGCCAAAACUAUCAUGGCACUUGCUUUGCGCCAACCAGACUUGCCAAAAAUGUUGAUUCCAGUGGAUAAUGCACCCGUGGACUUGAGCUCCAGCUCAGGCUCCAAUUCUGGGUUUAUUAAGUACGUCAAUCAGUUGAGGUUGUCGCUCGAAAAGUACAAAUAUACCAACAUAAAAGACGUGGAUGCCCAAUUAGCCAAAGUGGAGCCUUCCUUACCUGUCAGACAGUUCCUAUUGACUAAUCUCAAUAGAGGCAAGAAGAACGAUGUCAUUACUUCCAAAAUUCCCUUGGAUAUUGUGGGAGAAGCUAUAGUCAAGGGCAAAAUUUCCAGUUGGCCUUUCGAUUCAAAUGUCAGUAGAUGGUCACAGGGUCCUGUCAUGUUCAUCAGGGGUACAGAGUCCAAUUAUGUGCCUGAUGAAAUCAUCCCGGAAAUCGGUAAAUACUUUCCAGACUUUGAAAUUAGAGAUGUGAAAUCGGGGCAUUGGGUGAUCAGUGAAAAACCCAAGGAGUUUGUUGACUUGGUGGUUGAGUUUGUGGAGAGAAAGGAAGAUGAACUAUAG
Molecule: messenger RNA, 990 nt
Organism: Suhomyces tanzawaensis NRRL Y-17324
Lineage: Eukaryota; Fungi; Ascomycota; Pichiomycetes; Serinales; Debaryomycetaceae
Exons: 1
Coding region: 1-990 (329 amino acids)
Cellular component (GO): mitochondrion
Source: RefSeq, a predicted model, not a curated record